AUGAGAGUGCGCACGACGAGAACCAAAGAUUUUAAAGACCUCAAGGGAUGCCUGCUAUUUCGCGCUACGGACUUUGCCUCUCUAAUGCGCCCCAUCACAUUUUUCUCGGGGAUAUUCGGCUUUUUCCCAUGCAACUAUAAAUCCGAAGAAUACGUGUUCUCGAAGAAAAAAUUCGUCUACUCAAUAAUCAUAAUCUGUCUUCAUUUGGUUCUCCAAGUCUAUAACUUUUUAUUAGCCAAUUUCCUCGACACCAUCAAGUCUAUAACGAAAUCAAUGUCGGAUAACAUGUUCGUUCUCUUGGACGGAUCCUUACCUCUGCUGCUGUUCGCAGCACCGUUCUCAAUGUCGGCUAUGUUCGAUCAAUUGUCGAAGCUUUCACGCACGCUGCCGCGCCAGGAUUUCAGUGACAUGGCGAAAGUAAUUCGCACGGUUUGCAUCGUGAACGCCGUUUUCUACGUCUGCUUGAUACCGGCAUGUUAUUUUAACGUUUUUAAGAUAACUGUGCUGCGAUUAUCCAUUUCUUUGUACUUCGCGGUGUCAUCGACCACGUCGGUACUGUGCUACAUAAGCUGUGUGCCUGUUUUGGGAGCGUGCUUGAAGAAACUCAACGAAGAUCUAAAACAGUUGAAUAGAUCUUCGCCGGAUCUACACGUUGAAUUGGCGGAGAAGCAGUUGUCACGAAGACAAAGUACCAUGUUGUUAAUGAAGGUGAAAUAUUACGAAGAGGUGCACGAGAAUAUCAGCGACGCUGUCGAACACCUGAAUAGAUUGUUCCGCACCGUGGUCAUCUUUUAUACGACUUCCACUUUCGUUUCCGUCACUCUCAGUCUGUACAAUAUGUUCACGAAAUGGGACACCAGUGGUGAUAGAAUAACGACGAUAGAUUUACUUUUCAUAUUUGUUGGAUUGUUAUAUUCGUCAUUAAGGUUUGGAAUGUUCUGUGUAAUAGUUUGGUUCUGCGAGACUGCCGCAAACCAUGCUGCGGAUAUCGUUAUCACGAUCCACGAUUGUGUCAGCCACUGCACGGAUAAUACUGUCAAGCGCGAGUUGAAGUACUUUGUCCUGCAAGUUAUCCACAGAGAUAUUACAUUCACGACGAAAGCGUUUGACAUUAAUGGGAAGCUUUUAUCACAGAUUCUGAGUGCAAUUUUCAUGUACGUUAUGAUACUCUAUCAAUUUUUAACGGGUUCCAAUUGCACCAACUGACCGCUGCGGUCGUGCGACGAUCAACACUUCUUCGUGAAAUUACACAAUUUUGUUUGUCACGUUAGCCUGAUCAAUGCUCCGUCAGCCGUCCGGAAGGCAACGUGGUGUGUUCCUGCGCAGAUACCUGUAAUAGUUCAUGGCUGAGGUGUUUGAUAAUAGCACGCAACUUAAUGUAACGAACAGACUGAAAAUGGCAUCCGCUCAUUUCGGUAUUUUAUGUUAGAGACAAUUUUGUUGUCUGACUCGCACCAAACAGGAAUAAAGUUCACGUUCGAAUAGUCUUAA
Megalopta genalis is the source of this 1491-nucleotide messenger RNA. RefSeq lists its product as uncharacterized. The record is from RefSeq and is a predicted model, not a curated record. NCBI's taxonomy places the organism in Eukaryota, Metazoa, Arthropoda, Insecta, Hymenoptera, Halictidae. Gene Ontology annotation, cellular component: membrane; axon; dendrite. Gene Ontology annotation, biological process: sensory perception of taste.